AUGGAGGCAGGCAAGUGGUCAUUCUACCAUGAAAUGCCCGUGCUGGCGAACGCAUUUUGGAAGUCUUUCUGGGACAGCACUCCUCCAACCCUGACACAAGAAGCCGAGGCGGCAAUCAAAUUCUCCUUGAGUAUUGGGGGUCUGAACCGCUAUUUCAUCCAAGGUAUGGUGGACGAGAUAGACCUAUCGAAGAAGGUCCAUCGCCUGUCGCUCGAAUAUGCAAGAGGGAUCCUGCCUCAGAUUUGGGAGCAGGAAGGUUUUUGA
Molecule: messenger RNA, 264 nt
Organism: Penicillium alfredii
Lineage: Eukaryota; Fungi; Ascomycota; Eurotiomycetes; Eurotiales; Aspergillaceae
Exons: 1
Coding region: 1-264 (87 amino acids)
Source: RefSeq, a predicted model, not a curated record